GGCGACGCUGUGACGUCACGGCCCUUCCGAACGUCUCCAGAGCGCAUGCGCAGCUCACGCACCGGAGGAAGUCGUCACGGUUCAGUUUCCCGUCGCUUCAUCUUGAACUGAAACACAACAAACCCAUGCCAAUAUAAUGGUCGCGCCCGUUUGAAAGCGAGUUAUUUUGUUUCGCGCCUCAGCGUCAUGUGUUAUAAAUGAAUUCCUGGUCUAAUACUAGCGAGUAAUCUUAAGAAAAAUGGAUAUUUCCACGCCUCCAGAAGAUCAAGAACUGCGUAAUGUCAUUGAUAAACUGGCCCAGUUUGUCGCCCGAAAUGGACCCGAGUUUGAGAAGAUGACCAUGGAGAAGCAGAAGGACAACCUCAAGUUCUCCUUUCUGUUCGGAGGGGAAUAUUUCGGCUACUACAAAUACAAACUGGCCAUCGAACAGCAGCAGCAUUCUGGCUCUCAUGAUGAUGAAUAUAAAAUGGAAGCACUGCUCUGUAAACCCCCGGAUAAAGAGGUCGCAGAUGUUCCCGCGCCAAUGACAAUGCUCCCGCCGCCGCCGAUCCCGCCGACCACGCCGUCUGUGGAGGAGCUGAUCCAGCAGAGCCAGUGGAACCUCCAGCAGCAGGAGCAACACCUGCUCAGCCUCAGACAGGAGCAAGUGACGGCCGCCAUCUCUCUGGCGAUGGAGCAGCAGAUGCAGAAACUGCUGGUGGAGACGCAGCUAGACAUGAACGAGUUCGACAACCUGCUCCAGCCCAUCAUAGACACCUGCACCAAAGACGCCAUAUCGGCUGGAAAGAACUGGAUGUUCAGUAACGCUAAGACCCCGCCGCACUGCGAGCUGAUGGCGUCGCAUCUCAGAAACCGCAUCACUGCGGACGAGGCACAUUUUGAGCUCCGCCUGCAUCUCAUCUAUCUGACCAAUGACGUCCUGCAUCACUGUCAGAGGAAAAAUCAGAGGGAUCUUUUGGCGGCUCUACAGAAGGUCGUGGUUCCCAUUUACUGUACCAGUUUCCUGGCUGUAGAGGAAGACAAGCAGCAGAAAAUCACCCGCCUGCUGCUGCUCUGGGAGAAGAACGGUUACUUUGACGAAGUCACCAUUCAGCAGCUUCAGAGUCCGGCUCUGGGCCUCGGACAGUAUCAGGCGUCGCUCAUCACGGAGUAUGCGCCGGUGGUGCAGCCCGUCCAGAUGGUCUUCCAGCAGCAGAUCCAGGUGCUGAAGACCCAGCACGAGGAGUUUGUGAACAAUCUGAAGCAGCAGCAGACGGUGGCGGUAGCAGCAGCCACGGUCGCCGUCGGUCAGCUGACGCCUGCAGAUGCCGACAUGAAGACUCAAGCACCCUUGACCUCUCAGCCUGAUAUUCAAUGUUUCCGCCUCCAGCCACCAUUCGACCCAGUUCAAGCCCCGCCCCCCUGGAACAGCCACGAGGGCAUGUGGAACGAGCAGCGGGACCCCAACUGGAGCGGCCCUCGGGACGGGGGCCCCGCAGGCCCCUGGAGCAGCCAGAACGAGCCGCCGCCCUCCUGGAGCGGUCAGUUCGACCAGCCGCCAUGGAGCAGCCAGCCAGAUCAGCCGCCGCCGUGGGGCCAGAGGGAGCCUCCCUUCCGCAUGCAGCGUCCGCCGCAUUUCCGUGGGCCCUUCCCUCCCCAUCAGCAGCCGCCGCCAUUCAACCAGCCGCCUCACAACUUCGGACGUUUCCCGCCGCGUUUCAUGCAGGACGAGUUUCCUCCGCGGCAUCACUUCGAACGGCCGCCGUAUCCGCCGCACCGAUUCGACUACCCACAGGGAGACUUCCCAGGAGAGAUCGGUCCGCCUCCUCAUCACCACCCAAACCAGAGGAUACCUCCUCCUGGGAUAUCUGAUCCUCCUCCGUGGGGCGGGAACCAGCAUCCUGAUUUCGGGCCACCGCCCCAAGGCUUUAACGGUCAGGCGCCCCACAUGCGGCGGCAGACCCCUUCUCAUGUCAGUCAGGACGACCCCAGUCUGGUGCCCAAUGUGCCCUACUUCGACCUUCCCGCAGGACUCAUGGCACCGCUCGUGAAGCUUGAAGAUCAUGAUUAUAAGCCUCUGGACCCAAAAGACAUCCGUUUGCCCCCCCCGAUGCCUCCCAGUGACCGUCUGCUGGCUGCAGUGGAGGCGUUUUACAGCCCGCCGUCCCACGACAGACCCAGAAACAGUGAGGGUUGGGAACAGAAUGGUCUGUACGAGUUCUUCCGGGCCAAAAUGAGAGCAAGGCGGAAAAAGGAUCAGGACAAACGCAACAGCACCCGAGGGAAUCCUUCGCGCAGUCGGUCACGCAGUCGAGGACGAUCCACGUCACGCUCCAGCUCCAGAUCUUCCAAAUCCUCUCGCUCCAGAUCCCGAUCCAGAUCCCGUUCUCGCUCCUACUCCAGAUCCCGCUCCAGGAGCAGGAGUCACUCCAGAUCCAGGUCCCGAAGUCGCUCCCGCUCCAGAUCUCGCUCCAGAUCACGAUCUCCAGACAAGCGUUGUGACGCUGCAAAAUCACGCAGUCCGACACCACCCUCCACAUCUGGUUUGGGUUCAGGCCCUGCUGCGUUACCAGCCGACCUCAAGCUGGGCGAAGAAAACAAGGGCCAUCAGAUGCUCAUGAAGAUGGGCUGGAGUGGAUCAGGAGGUCUUGGUGCUAAAGAACAGGGCAUUCAAGACCCCAUCAAAGGAGGAGACAUCCGGGACAAGUGGGACCAGUACAAAGGAGUGGGAGUCCCGCUGGAUGACCCGUACGUGAACUACAGGCGAAACAAAAGCUACAAUUUUGUUGCAAGGAUGAAAGCACGAGAAAAAGUAAUCAGAGACCCCCAGGAGCCCUCCAGCACAGAGUGAUCACCCAUCACACGUGGCCUGUUUUUUUUAAUUAUUUUUUUUACUGUAGAUGUCAAAGCUGUUUUCACAUUCGUUUGGACAUUUUAUCUUGCCCUUGGUUCCUUUUUGUAGUAAAAUGCAUCAAAGCAUCAUAUUGUAACUCAGAGGUGUCAGUGUCAUUGCAAGCGCUUCCUUUGAUUAAUCUGAGACUCUGUACAAGCAAAAUAAAGAUAUCUUAAAAAGGGCACAGUGUUUAGACAAACA
Sinocyclocheilus rhinocerous is the source of this 3073-nucleotide messenger RNA. Its product is annotated as calcium homeostasis endoplasmic reticulum protein-like. The transcript has 18 exons. Gene Ontology annotation, cellular component: perinuclear region of cytoplasm. Lineage: Eukaryota; Metazoa; Chordata; Actinopteri; Cypriniformes; Cyprinidae. The record is from RefSeq and is a predicted model, not a curated record. Gene Ontology annotation, molecular function: RNA binding. Bases 239 to 2830 code for a protein of 863 amino acids. Gene Ontology annotation, biological process: RNA processing; intracellular calcium ion homeostasis.